CUCAGAGAACACACAUUUCAAAAGGCAGACAGAGGGGUGAGCAGCGUUGUUGCCAGUAUAUUUUACGGAUACCUGAACCAUGCUCGCCGCGUGCCUGGAGUUCCUCGGGUUGGCCCUUUGUGUAGCCGGCUCCCUGCUGGUGAUGAUCGCCUGUGGGCUGCCGAUGUGGAAAGUUACGGCUUUCAUCGACUCCAACAUUGUGGUGGCUCAAACCAUUUGGGACGGUCUUUGGAUGUCCUGCGUGGUCCAAAGCACUGGUCAGAUGCAAUGCAAAGUGCACGACUCCGUCCUGGCCCUCACCCAAGACCUUCAAACGGCCCGCGCGCUCACUGUGAUCUCCGCUGUGCUGGGGGUGAUCGGGCUCACUGUCACUAUCGCAGGAGCACAGUGCACCAACUGCAUAAAGGACGAGAUGGUGAAGGCCAAAGUGGUGAAUGCUGGUGGGAUCAUCUACCUCAUCAGCGGGCUGUUUGUUCUCGUGCCCCUCUGCUGGAUGGCCAACAUCAUCAUCGUGGACUUCCAUAACCCGCAGAUCCCCCCGUCCAAGAAGAGGGAGAUAGGCGCAUCCAUCUACAUCGGCUGGGCGGCCGCAGCACUGCUCCUGCUGGGGGGGACGCUUCUGUGUUGCUCUUUUUCACAGGGAGUCAGAGGAUCAUUUCCCAUCAAAUACACACCUACUAAACCGAUCUCAGCCAACGGAGACUUCGAUAAAAAGCACUAUGUAUAAAAAUAUAUUUCCAUGUGGCCUACACACAAAAGACAUUUAUUUUUGAUUACGUGUUCAGUCAAUCCUCUACACUUGGGGUGUCCAAACUGUUUUUUUCACCAAGGUCUGCAUCUACAAAGAUAUUUGUAGCAGAGUAGUCAGUACAGGGAGACUUUUACAUAGAUUUGACAGAGCAACAACACCUUUAAAAAGUUUUGAAACACAAAUUUUAGGUUUGUAUCACAAUGCAAUGAGGUGUUAUUGAGGUGGCAGUACUGCUUCUGAUCACUUAGGCCAAUUCAGCAUCCUGAAUUUCAGUCCUUGAAAGCCAACAAAAAUUGGUCUGAGGGCCAUAGUUUGGACCUGCUUUACAAGUUUGAAACAUGGUCUGGGUAUCGCAUCACAGUGAAUGCAUCGUGUCCAUGUGACCGCAUGCUGAAGAUACAUUUUUAUUUAUAGUUUUAUAAGCUUAUGAAAUAAUACAAUUUAAAGCCAAAGAUUCUUUUUAAAGUUAGACAAAAAUGAAUUAGAAGUACAGGACAAGCUAACUCCACAUGCCUUUUUUUUUUUUUUUUUUUUGUCAAAGGCUCCAAGUGUUGUGUGAUAAGAUGCCAUCUGUGUUUUGUUGAGUUUGGACCUUUGUCAGCUCCCCAUUGUAAAGCUAUUGUUUUGUUUGUCCCAGUGGACUCAUUAAGUGCAUUGCUUUAGAUUGUUUCCCACAGUGUUUGUACAGCUGACAGCGAGGCCUGGUCAGACCAAUUUACACUCCUGGUGUAAUAAAAAGAAAUUACUAUCCACUUGAAUGCAUUCACAACUGUAUAUUAUGUUAAAAGUUUAGUUUUGUUUUUAAUAAAUGUUUUUUUUCUAUUAA
Molecule: messenger RNA, 1577 nt
Organism: Boleophthalmus pectinirostris (great blue-spotted mudskipper)
Lineage: Eukaryota; Metazoa; Chordata; Actinopteri; Gobiiformes; Gobiidae
Gene: cldn5b
Product: claudin 5b
Exons: 1
Coding region: 80-727 (215 amino acids)
Biological process (GO): cell adhesion; bicellular tight junction assembly
Cellular component (GO): plasma membrane; bicellular tight junction
Molecular function (GO): structural molecule activity
Source: RefSeq, a predicted model, not a curated record